AUGGAUACAGAAGUCGAUAUUGCUCCUGAAAAUCUCUUCCGCCCUGCGAAGCGACGCAAGUUCGCCCGACGACGCCAAGAUGACCCCGAAGAGACAACCAGCGCCGCCGCCGAAUCAGUAGCCGAGAGCACUGACAAAGCUCCUGGCGCUACUGAAUCCAAGUUAUCAGACGACGCUGAUGAUUCGACACAUGCGACCGGUGUAGUGCGUCUACGCCGACCAAAGGCGAUUCGCAAAGGAGGCAUUGGAUUCUCCGCCACACCGCGACCAUCGGGCAAAGACGACAACCGCCAGACGGCGCUGAGCACAAUUGAAGACCAGGACAAGGAACCCAUUCAGGCGAUGGGAGACCGUUUCCAAAUGUACACUGGGCAGGCGGAGGAUGUGGACAGACACAUGAUGGCAUACAUAGACGCCGAAAUGGCUAAGCGCUACAAACGUAGCCCGCUACCAGAGGGCACACAGGCAGAUCGAACAGUCUCACAAGGACUAUCUGGCGCACCAUCUACACAAGGACAGCAACACGAACGUCUGCCGGCAGCUUUAGGCAAGCUACACGAGAUCGAUCUCGGACAAGAGACGAAACUACAAAAUAUUGCGCGCACCGAAGCCGCAACGCGCCGACUCGCUGGUGAGGAAGACCCGUCUCGACCUGGCGAGGCAGGCCUAUCGACGGAGCGUGCACCCACAAAGUCAUGGCGUAACCGCAAGCGCCGCACUAGUGCAGAUGUCGAGCGCGACCGGCUGGUGGAAGAAAUCUUACGAGAGAGCAAAUUGGAUGUCUAUGAUGAACCAGAAGAGGAACCGCAUGCCGAUGACCAGGCCGCAGAUGACCGUAUUGCAGAGCAAUUCCGGCGAGACUUUUUGGAUGCGAUUCAGUCUCGUCGGAGGACACGCACUACGAAGACGGAUAGUAAAACUGAGGCACCAAAGGGGCCCAAGUUGGGAGGAAGUCGCAGUGCAAGAGCGGCGAUGCGGGAAUCGCAAGCUCAGGCUGGAAAGAAGUGA
This is a messenger RNA of Penicillium subrubescens, 1008 nucleotides long. Its product is annotated as telomere length and silencing 1 family protein. NCBI's taxonomy places the organism in Eukaryota, Fungi, Ascomycota, Eurotiomycetes, Eurotiales, Aspergillaceae. The transcript is spliced from 3 exons. Gene Ontology annotation, cellular component: spliceosomal complex. The record is from RefSeq and is a predicted model, not a curated record. Gene Ontology annotation, biological process: mRNA splicing, via spliceosome. The coding region runs from base 1 to 1008 and encodes 335 amino acids.